GCGGCCGUGGCCGACCAGGAGAUCGAGAAUAUGGUGAAGGCGCCGCAGGUCGCGGACGUCGUGGAUAUUGUCGACAUUGGCGAGUCGAUCGCCAGGAAGUAUGAGGUCGUGAAUCGUGCGGCCGUUGACGUCGAGCAGGCCAAGAUCGUCUUGGCGCAGGCGGAGGCCAGGUUCGACGGGGCAGCUGAGGAGGUGGUCGAGGUUCUUUCGGCCUUGGAGGAGGACGAGCGGACGGCACCCUUGGUGAAGCUCGGCCUCCCGCCCGAGAAGUCAGCCGUGUCGUGA
Prorocentrum cordatum is the source of this 285-nucleotide messenger RNA. The record is from the annotation of a GenBank genome assembly. Lineage: Eukaryota; Dinophyceae; Prorocentrales; Prorocentraceae.